AUGAAGGUGGUUCUUGCGGUCCUUGCUGCAGCUAGUCUGGCAUGGGGAUAUAUCCCAGCAGAGGGGACGAACGAUACGCAGCAGCUGAAUCUGGCUGAUGCGUCGAGUUUAAAACUUGCCUCCCCAAUUUACACUGAGGAGGUUUCUUACCAGCUGGCACGCACUGGGUCCAGUGGUUUUCAGUUGGGGGCAUUUGUUCAUUUCGACGAGAGCUCGUUAAGCGAUCCGGAUAAUUCGUACACACCAACACCUUGGAUUGCCAUGAUCUCGUGCGACAAAAACUCAACAAAUGCAUCGAACGAUACCGACAUUUUCACGAGUGCUAGAGACAGGGGGGCUGUUGCCGCAUUACUGUAUUCGACCAAGUCCCAGGCGUGCCUCAUCAACCCCUCGUAUUCUGAUGCAGACGAGUUUGACCGUAUUCUCGAUAUAUUUGCGACUAAAGAUAAAUUCGCAGCACGCUUGAUCGAGAGUCUCUUCACCAACGUUAACAAGACGUAUCGAUCCUUCAACUCGAAGCUUCUCAACGAGUCCUAUCUUGCUAUCAACAACACGGACUCAUUUGCGCAAGUACCGUUCCUGAUGGCUUCCCUUACAGCUUGGAAUGCCACGUCCACUUCGACCAACACUACCCACUCCAGCCCCCCUCCAAGCACCACCAGUGAUGAUAACAAGCCCAACACAGGUCUCGCAAUGAUCGUCCUCUAUGCUAUCACAGGAUGCGUUUCGCUCUUGUUUUGCGUGGUUAUCCUUAGUGGAGCGAUCCGUGCGAUUCGACACCCCGAGCGAUAUGGGCCUAGGAGUGGUGAUCCAAAUCUUCAUGGGCCUGGAAGCGCACCUCAAACUCGUGCUGCUGGUCUCGCCCGUGCGGUUCUUGACACAUUCCCAGUUGUCAAGUUCGGUCGACCCUCGGCAACUACGAACCAAUCGUAUGAAGCCAAGGACUAUGAGACAAAAGAUGUAGAGAUGACAAGGACAAGCGGAUCGGCAGCGGAUCUCGAGAGAGGAAUGCCCACGGUUAAACCGGUUGGUACCUUGGUCCACAGCUCCACGCCCGACGAAUCCAGUGGAACCCAACCGUCCCAGCCUGUCGCAUCUGGCUCCUCGCCUUCGUCGCCUACACGAGGCGACAAUUUGACCCGUGUGGCGAUCGGCGUGGAAACCUGUCCGAUCUGUAUUCUGGAUUUUGAAGACGGUGACGAUCUGCGUGUACUUCCUUGCGAGGGUCGGCAUAGAUUCCACCGAGACUGUGUCGACCAAUGGCUGCUCGAGCUUUCGAGCUCUUGCCCUUUGUGUCGUGAAGACUUCGCUGCCCUGGAGGCUAUGGCCGCUGGGAACCAUCCAGAUGACGUUCCUGAGGAAUCUGCACACGGCCAGGCGCACGGUGGGAGCAGGUUUUCCAAGUACCUACGUUUCGCAAGACACCGUCGUGAACAGAGUCGAAGCGCCGAGGCUGGGACUGCUCCAAGCGCCGUCCCCCAGACACCCACGGACCCCGACCAUGAGACUUCGGCGGGCUGGCGUCCGCGUGCUCAUCCCAGUGGGAAUGAGCCCCACUCGUGA
Molecule: messenger RNA, 1563 nt
Organism: Rhizoctonia solani
Lineage: Eukaryota; Fungi; Basidiomycota; Agaricomycetes; Cantharellales; Ceratobasidiaceae
Product: RING finger protein
Exons: 8
Coding region: 1-1563 (520 amino acids)
Source: RefSeq, a predicted model, not a curated record